Molecule: messenger RNA, 2013 nt
Organism: Aspergillus tanneri
Lineage: Eukaryota; Fungi; Ascomycota; Eurotiomycetes; Eurotiales; Aspergillaceae
Exons: 3
Coding region: 1-2013 (670 amino acids)
Source: RefSeq, a predicted model, not a curated record
AUGUUCACCAACGACGCUGCGAUGUCAUCUCCAGCGCGAGGGCCCCUCACAAGCCCCACCCUUUCUCAACUCCAGGAAGAAAAAUUCCGCUUCACUCCCGUCAAACUCACUCUCGAAGUUCCUCGCGUUUGGGAUCGAAAACUCUCGACUCCAUUUCUGACACGGCCUCGAUCGCGAAAGGUGUGGAAGCGCUUCCGUUCCUCGUUUAACAGUAUGAAAACGCUACAACAGAUGAUUGCGACCACGCAGAAUUGCGUGGAACAUGACUUUUCCACUGAGAUUAACUCGUCGCGAACUGCGGCAUGUCUGCGCGGUAUCAAGAGACGCUGUUUCACACUGGGUGAGAAUUCCGAUGAACCUUCGAGUCUAGUUGGUGGGAAAUCGCGCGGGCGGUCGUUUCUAGAGACGAAGUGGGAGACUGAUGCAUCUGGAAGACGACGUAAGCUCCCUGCUAUUUACGGUCUCGUGGACAAGUCCGAGCCUAUGACCAUGGGCCAUCAGCGCUUGGAACUUGCCCAGAGUGAGCUCGUUGACGGUGAGUUCUCACGGGAUACGUCCACGUCGGUCGCGCAAAUGCCCGUGGAACAGGACGAAUCCGUUACGAGCAACGCAUUGGCGCUGCCCGUAACCUAUCCCCGCUCGCUACAUGGCCAAUCCAGUUGGCCGUCGAGUGAGGAGGUGGAAAACACCUUGAACAUUAAAGAGCUUGGGGAUAUCCACUCCCCCCAAAUUCAGGACGCUGGGGGCGACACAGGCGAUACUGCGACAACUACGACGUUGCCACACGACGGCGAUGCAGUGUUAGAUGCAAUCAUGACGGAGGAUCGACAUGAACUGUCAAGCACAGAAAAGCACACUGAUGGCCAAAUUGCUACUGCAUGCGCAACAGCGACCGUGCAGAAGUUGACUGCAGAGCAGGAGUCGACCCUGGUCCGGUCGGCACUACGGAGCUCAUUGGAUGGAGAGGAUACUGCGUUGCUAAACAGCUUCCUGUCCAAGGCCAAAGCAAAACGUGAAGCUAAAGCAGCAGCACAGGUGGCAGAGAGCCCUGAGAAGAACUCUCCCCAGUCGGAGGAGGUUAUGGAAAUGACCGAAAUGCCCACCCCGCCAUCUCGUCGAGCUCUGGAGGAUCUUGACGCCAAUUCCCCCUCGCCUCAGAAAACGCAGCUAUCACCGACCAAGGGCCUUGUGAAGGAUCUCAGUGACGAGAACGACCCGCCUCCCACCAGUCCCCGUCGAAGCGCUCGAAAUAGCAACGCCGCGCCUCCCCGGAAAACCACUGCCGCUGCUGUUCGCAACACCUUUUCUCUACGCCGAGCUAAGGGGACCGAAUUUGUUUUUCUCCAGCGGUCCGAGGCCCAAGAGUUGGCGUUAGAAACCCGUCGUAACACGCGACAGAAUAAAGGGGAUUCGCUCCCCCCGAAGUUCAUGCUGCAGACAUUGGCACAACAAUCGUCCGUGCCCCUCGAUGACGACAAGUCCGCCCGCAAACCUGGUCGACCAAAGAAACAGGUCUCGUGGAACGAGGAGCACCUCGUUCAGUAUGAGGGAGGAAACCUUGGUGGGAAGAAACACCGCGAUGACGUUGAUGGACGGGGCGACAAUCCCUCGAGUCGCGACUCCGAGAAAAGAAAGGCAGCCAGUCGGCGCCUCACCCGCUCUCAGAGUUCCCCAGAGACUGGUGGUGACAACACCCAGGCUGCGUCGACUACUGCACCUGCUACUGCAACCCCUCGUACACGACGUGUGCGGAGGUUGGGGACACCUAAAACGGCAAUGACCUCCCUCGACUCCAGCCCCUCAUUAUCACCAAGCCCUGAGCGACGAAAAAAGUUGACCCCCAAGUCGCCCAAGACGGCGUUCCUGGCAACAUCAUCGAAGAAAACAAGCGGCAGCAGUACCAGCACGAGCAAAGCAGCGUCGGUCAGCAGCGGUUCGGGGAAAAGCGCGAGGAUCCUCAAGGCCCAUGCAGGGUCAACACCGAUGCCAAGGCGAGUUCGGUCGCGAGCUUAA